CCAUAUGCUACACCAGUAACCACUCCUACCCCUCUGCUACACCACCUCCUGUUCCAUAUGCUGCACCAGUAACCACUCCUCCCCUCUGCUACACCACCUCCUACCCCAGCACCCUCCUUGUGAGUCACAGAACAUGGUGGAGUACAGUGAACAGCUAAGGGAGGGCAGGAGCCCAGCGCUUUAACUUCUGCGGUGCCAACUUUACCCUCCUCCCCUGAAGACACCCAUGUAAUAUGGCCCGUUGGAUACCCACUAAGAGGGAGAAGUUUGGAGUGGCCAUCUACAACUUCCAGACAUCACAUGAAGAAGAGCUGAGCCUUCAGGUGGGAGACACAGUCCAGAUCUUUGAGACCUAUGAAGGUUGGUACAGAGGAUUCACAUGGAGGAACAAAUCAAAGAAGGGCAUAUUCCCAGCUACUUAUAUUCACAUAAAAGAAGUGACUGAUGACAAAGGGCACCAUGAGCCGGCGGUGCUCAGCGAGCUUCCCCUGGCACAGGAGCUCACCGUCACAUUACGGGAAUGGGUGGUCCUCUGGCACUCUCUGUUUGUGCAAAAUCAGCGGUCGUCGUUCAUCCAGAUACAAGACAUGAUGACACAACUAAUGGACUGGCGCUCACAGAUUAUGUCUGGUACCCUCCCCAAAGAUGACUUGGCCGAACUGAGGAAGAAAGUGACGGCGAAGAUUGACUAUGGAAAUCGGCUCCUUGGUCUGGAUCUUGUGGUCAGAGAUGAAAAUGGAAAUAUCCUCGAUCCAGAUGAGACCAGUGUGAUUACCCUCUUCCGUUCCCAUGAGACGGCUUCUAGGAGGAUUGAUGAGAGGAUACAGGAAGAGAAGUCCCAGCUGCAAACUCUGGAUUGCCGAAGUCCUGCUAUGCUCCAUCUAGCUCACACGUACAGCCUGUAUGUCAACCUCAAGAACUUUGUAUGUAACAUGGCGGAGGAUGCAGAACUGCUGAUGUGUCUUUAUGACCCAGAUAGUUCCCACUUAAUUAGUGAGAAUUACCUGGUACGCUGGAGUAGUUCUGGUAUGCCAAAAGAAAUCGAGAAAUUAAACAACCUGCAGGCAGUGUUCACAGACCUUAGCAGUCUGGAUUUAAUACGACCACGGAUCAGCCUCGUAUGUCAGAUUGUACGAGUAGGACACAUGGAAAUGAAGGAUGGCAAGAAACAUACAUUUGGCUUGAGAAGGCCCUUUGGUGUUGCAGUAAUGGAUAUCUCUGAUGUGGUCCACGGAAAAGUAGAUGACGAGGAGAAGCAACAUUUUAUCCCCUUUCAUCCAAUGGCUAAGGAAAAUUACAUCAGCCAGCGGCAGCUCAUCAUGUCUCCUCUGAGCAAUUCCCGGGUAUUGGCAGAGAAUGAACCCCUGACCACCAUCUACAACAAGGUGAUCGCAGCCAAGGAAAUCAACCACAAGGGGCAGGGUCUCUGGAUUUCCCUUAAGCUUCUUCCUGGAGACUUGAAUCAAGUGCAGAAGGAAUAUUCUCAUCUGGUGGACAGAUCUACUGCUGUUGCUCGGAAGAUGGGUUUCCCAGAAAUCAUCCUGCCUGGAGAUGUACGAAAUGACAUUUAUAUCACUCUGAUCCAAGGGGAGUUUGAUAAGGGCAAAAAGAAAACUCCAAAAAAUGUGGAAGUUACAAUGUCUGUCCAUGACCUGGAGGGUAAUUUACUGGAGAAGGCCAUAAUUCCUGGAGCUGGACAGGAAGGACUUCCAGAGUACAAAUCUGUGGUGUAUUAUCAAGUCAAGCAGCCAAGCUGGUAUGAGACGGUCAAGGUCUCCAUCCCCAUUGAAGAGGUCAGUCACUGCCAUCUCCGCUUCAAUUUCCGGCACCGCUCCUCUCAGGAAUCUCGGGACAAGUCAGAGAAGGUGUUUGGAAUGGCUUUCGUCAGGCUGAUGAACCACAAUGGGACAACACUGAAGGAUGGAUUUCAUGACCUGAUAAUUUAUAAGGGUGAUAGCAAGAAGUCGGAUGAUGCCAAGAUGUAUUUGUUGCUCCCUGCUACUAAGGAAGAGGAAGAAGAAGUCCGUUCUCCCAGAGGACAUGCACCUAGUCUAACACCUACUAAGGACAGCUUCCAAAUCAGCACCUUGAUCUGCUCCACCAAGCUGACACAGAAUGUCGAUUUACUUGGUCUCCUCAACUGGCGCUCUAACCCUAGACCUAUAUCCCAAGCACUCCGCAAGCUCAUGGAAGUAGAUGGAAGUGAAAUCAUGAAGUUCCUGCAGGACACACUGGACGCUCUGUUCAACAUAAUGAUGGAGGGACAAGACAAGGAGAGCUGUGACGUGCUGGUGUUUGAUGCUCUGGUUUUUAUUAUUUCUCUGAUCGCAGAUAUUAAGUUUCAGCACUUUAACCCGGUCCUGGAGACCUAUAUCACCAAGCACUUCAGUACGACUCUGGCCUUUGAGAAGCUGAUCAAGGUGCUGACCUGGUACGUGAGGAGCGCUGACGACCCAAGUUGCAGGGAGAUGCUCUUCUCAUCCCUAAAAGCCAUCAAGUACUUGUUUUGGUUUAUUGUCCAGUCCAGAGACCUGUACCUAAGGUUUUACGGUCAGGAAGAAGGAAGAGACCAGUUCAGUGACUCCAUACGACAGCUGUUUCUGGCCUUUAAUGAACUGAUGGACCGGCCAUUGCAGGAAGCCGUGAAGAUUAAGGCGGCCGCAUUGAAGUAUCUUCCAGGAAUUAUAAAUCAUUUAAAAAAUGUCUUUAAUCCAGUAGAGCUGAGUGACCUCUUCGCCAAGUUCAUGCAGAGUGUUCCUCCAGACCAGCUUGUCCAUCAGACCCUGACCUGCAUGUGCAAAGUGGUGGAGAGUGACCUCUUUCUGCAACCAGAGUGCAGAGAUGCCCUUCUACCUCAUUUUAUUGACCAGCUGAGUGGACAGUUGGACGACAAUUGUAAUAAACCAGAUUAUGAAGCCAGCGGACAGCUCCUCAGUAAUACUUUGGAGGUUCUCCAGAACAAAGAAGCAUGUGACUCUACUCAGCAUAUCCAGCUCAUCAUGGAGCGUCUGCUACGGAGAAUAAAUAGGACAGUUAUUGGGAUGAGUCGGCAGUCACCACAUAUAGGUCGUUUUGUGGCUUGUAUGACCGCCGUUCUCAGACAGAUGGAGGAUUAUCACUAUGAUCACUAUGUGGGCACUUUCAAGACUCGUCAAGACAUCAUUGAUUUCCUGAUGGAAACAUUUAUUAUGUUCAAAGACCUAAUUGGAAAACGAGUGUUCCCAAGGGAUUGGAUGCUGAUGACCAUGACACAGAACAAGGUGUUCCUUCGGGCCAUGAACAGGUUUUCUGUCGUUCUAAACAAGUUCUUCCUGGAUCAGACCAACUUCGAACUGCAGCUCUGGAAUAACUUCUUCCACUUGGCCGUGUCGCUGUUAACCCACGAGUCUCUGCAGCUCCACAAGUUCUCCCAGGAGAAGCGACACAAGAUCCUGUGCAAAUAUGGGGACAUGAGGAAGGAGAUUGGUCUGAAGAUCAGGGACAUGUGGUAUAAUCUAGGACCUCACAAGAUUAAGUUCAUUCCUUCCAUGGUGGGACCAAUCCUUGAGGUGACCCUCACCCCAGAACCAGAUCUACGUAAGGCAACAAUCCCCAUCUUCUUUGACAUGAUGCAGCACGAACACAACUUCAGUGGCAGCGGUCAUUUCCAUAUGUUUGAGAAUGAGCUGAUCACACGUCUGGAUCAGGAGGUAGAAGGAGGACGAGGAGACAGACCGUACAAAGAUCUUCUGGAGAAACUCUUGUUGGAGCACUGCAGGAAACACAAGUAUCUCUCCAGUUCUGGGGAGGUCUUCACGGUCCUGGUCAGCAGCCUGCUGGAGAAUCUCCUCGAUUACCGAACAAUUGCCAAUGAUGAGAGUGAGGAGAACCGCAUGAGCUGUACAGUAAACCUGCUGAACUUUUAUAAAGAGAAGAAGAGGGAGGAUAUUUAUAUCCGGUACGUGUACAAACUCAGAGAUCUGCACCUCAACAAGGAGAAUUACACAGAGGCGGCAUACACCCUGCUACUCCAUGCCGAGCUGCUACAGUGGUCAGAUAAGCCAUGUGCACCUCACUUGCUGCAGCGAGACAGUUACACAGUGUACACACAGCAGGAGCUGAAGGAAAGGCUGUACCUGGAGAUUAUAUCCUUCUUCGAUAAAGGCAAGGUGUGGGAGCAGGCGAUCAUACGCAGCAAGGAGCUUAUAGAGAUGUACGAAAACCAGAUCUUCCACUAUGAGCCCCUCAGCGUCCUGCUGAACAAGCAGGCUGGUUUCUACCAGAACAUCAUGCGCUCCUUGCGGUUACAGCCGGAGUACUUUGCUGUGGGAUACUAUGGCCAUGGGUUCCCUUCUUUCCUGCGGAACAAGAUUUUCGUAUACAGGGGAAAGGAGUACGAACGACUUGAAGAUUUUAACCUUUGGCUUUUGACACAAUUUCCUAAUGCAGAGAAGCUCUCCAGCAGCUCCCCGCCGGGGGAUGACAUCAGAAACUCGCCCAAGCAAUAUGUGAGAUGCUUCAGUGUGAAACCAUUACUGAACCUUCCUCCACGAUAUAAGGACAAGCUGGUGCCUGAACAGAUUCUCAGUUAUUAUCGCUUCAACGAGGUGCACAGUUUUUCCUACUCUCGGCCAUUCCGAAGAGGAGAGAAAGAUCCGGACAAUGAAUUUGCUACCAUGUGGAUCGAGAGGACGACGUUCACGACGGCCUACAAGCUGCCUGGCAUCUUGAAGUGGUUUGAAGUAAAGCACCUACAGACGGAAGAGAUCAGUCCGUUACAGAAUGCUAUUGAGACCAUGGAGCUGACCAACGAGAAGAUAAGUCACCAGGUCCAGCAGCACCGGGCAGAC
Bufo gargarizans (Asiatic toad) is the source of this 4829-nucleotide messenger RNA. RefSeq names its product dedicator of cytokinesis 5 (gene DOCK5). The annotation marks the transcript as partial. Gene Ontology annotation, molecular function: guanyl-nucleotide exchange factor activity; small GTPase binding. The record is from RefSeq and is a predicted model, not a curated record. Gene Ontology annotation, cellular component: plasma membrane; cytoplasm. Gene Ontology annotation, biological process: cell migration; small GTPase-mediated signal transduction. The transcript has 45 exons. NCBI's taxonomy places the organism in Eukaryota, Metazoa, Chordata, Amphibia, Anura, Bufonidae.